UACACCUACAUCGUCCUAUCCUUUCGCUAUAUAAACUUACUACAAAAUUCACUUCGACAAUUAAAACAAAAUACCUGUCAAAAUGGAGUACAAAACUAAAGAUACCAGCGUCUUUCCACACAAACCAAAACAAAAGGACACCACUUUGAAUCAAGAACUAGAAUACUGGAUGACUCGACUUCCGGAUGCUUUAAAGAACCUUCCCAUAAUACAUUUGGCGAUACCCGGUUCUCAUAAUACGAUGACUUAUACUAUAAACCGGAAUAACGAUGUGGGGCCCGAUGAGCCGAGAUACAUCAGAGCUCUUGGUCGUUAUUGUUCAUUCGUCUCAAAACCCAUACUUUUUAAUUGGUCUAUUACGCAACAUGAAAACAUCAAGAAUCAGCUCGAUGGUGGAAUUCGAUACCUAGACUUACGUGUAGCGACGAAGCCAACAGAUGGAUAUAUAUAUUUUGUUCAUGGCUUAUACGGAUCAAAAAUAUAUCAACCGCUGCAAGAAAUAGCAGAAUGGCUGUCCUACCACAGUAAUGAGAUCGUGAUCUUAGAUUUUCAACAUUUCUAUUCGUUCUCAGAAAUGAAUCAUCGCCAUCUUAUUGAAACGAUUUUCCAGUUAUUUCGAACAAAAUUAUGCCCGCUAGCUUCCACUUUUGAUCAUAUAACAUUACAUUGGCUUAAUCUGGAAAAGUACCAAGUUGUUAUUAUUUAUAGAAAUGCAUAUGCACAAAAUUACUCAAAUUUGUGGCCAAGUGGUCUGUGGCGUACACCAUGGCCUAACACUGUUCGCGUUAAUGAACUUAUAAAUUUCUUAGAUAUAGAACUAAAAGCACGGUCAUUAGAAAUUGGUUUCAUAUCGCAAUGCGUUCUAACUCCGGAUAUUCCUUACGUAUUAAAACACCUGUGCGGCACAUUACAGAGAAACUUAGUAUCGGUAUGUCAGAAAACAGUUAUUUCCUGGGUAAAUCAAAAACGACCUGGUCAUGGUGGUUUAAACAUCGUUAUAGCUGAUUUUAUAUCUGAUAACAAUUUUUUAUUUUGUAAGACAGUCAUUGAUAAUAAUAAAAAAUUCUUGAAUGCACAAUACUCUAUGUGAA
Messenger RNA from Eufriesea mexicana, 1091 nucleotides. RefSeq names its product PI-PLC X domain-containing protein 3. Gene Ontology annotation, molecular function: phosphoric diester hydrolase activity. The transcript has 2 exons. Gene Ontology annotation, biological process: lipid metabolic process. The coding region runs from base 83 to 1090 and encodes 335 amino acids. NCBI's taxonomy places the organism in Eukaryota, Metazoa, Arthropoda, Insecta, Hymenoptera, Apidae. The record is from RefSeq and is a predicted model, not a curated record.